Molecule: messenger RNA, 1222 nt
Organism: Aspergillus homomorphus CBS 101889
Lineage: Eukaryota; Fungi; Ascomycota; Eurotiomycetes; Eurotiales; Aspergillaceae
Product: class I SAM-dependent methyltransferase
Exons: 5
Coding region: 44-928 (294 amino acids)
Source: RefSeq, a predicted model, not a curated record
GCCGAAAUCCAGGGUUCUCAGAGCAAUAAUCACUAAUAUAAACAUGACGACGCCUUCCCCCACCACCUAUUUCUUGCGACGCGAUCGAUCCGAAGCGGUUCGCCUCGACGCGCAACAUCUCCUGUGGCAGCUGCACACAGGGUAUCUCCUGCACCCAGAGAUUCCCCGCAAAGAUGGGAUCGCGAUUGCCGACAUUGGAGCCGGAACGGGAAUCUGGGCCCUUGAACUUGCCCCCAAGCUCCCCCCAGACGCUCGCAUCAUCGCCUUCGACAUUGCCGACACGCAUUUCCCGGCAAAGGAGUAUUGGCCCGCGAAUGUGCGCUUCGACCUGCUCGACUCGCUCAGCCCGACGAUCCCUGAAGCACUAAUCGGUCAGUUCGACGUGGUGCAUCUGCGCAUGUGGGCCUUCAUUAUCCGGGAUAACGAUCCGAGUGCACUGAUUCGGCAUGCUUCGAGAUUGCUGAAACCAGGUGGCUAUCUUCAAUGGGAAGACGCUCGAUUCGGCAGUAUCGUGCAGCGUGGUCUUCCUGCUCAGCGAUUCCGGGAAUUGAUGAAUCGGCAGACGGUCGUGACUGGGCAUGAUUUCCGGUGGCUCGACAACCUCGCCCACCACAUCCAAACCACUGUCUUAGACGACAAAGACCAGAGAUUAGAAGUGAUUGAGUGCCGGCAGCAAACCUCCUGGGCCACCCCACAGCUCAUUCCACUCGCCACGGAUACCUUCAUGUUGGCGUUAGAGAAUAGUAGUGCCGUGCUAGAUAAACUGCGGGCUGUGGCGCCUUCGGUGCCGAGUCAGGAGGAGUGGUUGACCGGUCUGGCGGCUUUGCAUGAGGAUGUCAUGCGGAAACAGCCUAGCGAUGAAAAAGACGAAAGAGGGGAGUUUCAUUGGCUUCCCGUUUGUUUGUUGGGGAGGAAGAUGCGGUCCUGAUUUCAGUGAGGUCAUUCCAUUGUUUGUCGAGUGGCACCAAGAGGGACUUAGUAUGAGUUCUGCGUGGGAGGGAUGAGGCUAUUCGAGUUCGAGAAAAGUUACCAGGAGGACGUCGAAGGCAUUCGAUCGUUGCGCGGCGUGAGAAUUAUGGCGUGAGAGGGUUCAGUAUCACUACCACCUGGGACAAAGGGGUUUCCAAGGGAAAAGUGUCCAAGUGUUCUAUUUAUCGAUACUCAUUUGAUCUAGGGAUAUAAUACUUAUUCAACUUACUUACGUCAAUAGAGGCUACAGGCG